Scleropages formosus (Asian bonytongue) is the source of this 1836-nucleotide messenger RNA. It is a transcript of the gene acp1, whose product is annotated as acid phosphatase 1. The record is from RefSeq and is a predicted model, not a curated record. Gene Ontology annotation, cellular component: cytoplasm. Lineage: Eukaryota; Metazoa; Chordata; Actinopteri; Osteoglossiformes; Osteoglossidae. The transcript has 6 exons. Bases 167 to 643 code for a protein of 158 amino acids. Gene Ontology annotation, biological process: protein dephosphorylation. Gene Ontology annotation, molecular function: non-membrane spanning protein tyrosine phosphatase activity; acid phosphatase activity.
UUACAAUCAGUUAGAUGCUAAUUCCGGAUGUACUCACAUUCUGCACAACAAUUAUUCGCUCAAAGUGGUUAUUAAAGCGUCAAGAUUAGGAGUUUUGAAUCAGGCAUAGCUAAGGGCGUCAAUUACAGUCACCGUACUUUUCCCGCAGGACCGGCGGUGCGCAGACAUGGCCUCGAGCAGCCGCAAGUCCGUGCUUUUCGUGUGUUUAGGGAACAUAUGCCGAUCCCCAAUUGCAGAAGCGGUCUUCAGGAAAAUGACAACAGAACGUGGUGUUGUAAAUGAUUGGGUAAUAGACAGUGGCGCCGUUUCCGACUGGAACACAGGCAGUUCCCCAGAUGCCCGUGCUCUGGCCUGCCUCAGGAAACAUGACAUUGAGACAGACCACAGGGCCCGACAGGUGACAAAGGAAGAUUUUGCAUCCUUCGAUCACAUUCUUUGCAUGGAUGAAAGCAAUUUAAGAGAUCUCAACAGGAAAGCUAAUGCGGUGAAGAACCUCAAAGCUAAGAUUGAGCUCCUUGGCACCUAUGACCCUCAGAAACAGCUGAUCAUCAAAGAUCCAUAUUAUGGCAGUGAUGAGGACUUUGACAUGGUGUACGAUCAGUGUCUUAGAUGCUGCAAAGCUUUUUUGGACAACCACUCUUGAUGCUACUCUUGACCUCCUUCAGUAAAUAAUCUGAGAUAAACAUGCUUGAAAAUGUCAUGCUCUGCUUGUAAUUACUCAUUGCUUUCCCAAAGGAAUGUCAAUAUUAGUUCAAAUGUUGACCAUAGUACAGUAUCAGUCCAUUACAAUAUUCACUGAUGACAAUUUUGUUUAAAAAUAAACUUGCUUAAUUGGAUACAGUUUCAGUUCAUUGACAGAAGUGUAACUGUGGAAGAAAAUAAUGAAGAUAAAAAUUCAAUGUAAGCGUGAAUUUGAGUGUCCCAAUGUGAAUGACUACAUGUAAGCUGUAUGUCACCCUGCUCUGAUGCACAUGUCUAGCUGUGACUUUGGAGUCAUUCUUUAAGUGCAGAAAAAGAGAAUCAAGAUUUAUGUCGUAAAAGCAAAUAUUCUGGUCAGAAUACUUAGCUCUUUGUUGAGUUUGACAUUCAGCCUAUAAAAUGAAACAGCUCUUCAUCUGUGGGUUAAGGUCUCGAGCUUUUCUUCAUGGUGGUAAGAACGUUUGACGUUUCAUUCAUUGCAUCCUUGUAGUCUUGUUAACAAAUUGUAUUUCUCUACUUAAAAAAUUUAACCUUGUUUCACUGUGCUUACAGCAUGCUGUUCAAAGUACACUGAAGUUGUGCAAAAUUGGUGAUCUGUGAAAUACACAAAAUUGACAAUGCAGUUUUCGAGCACUGGUUGACUAAACUUAAACUAAUCCACUUGCAAGAGGACAAAUUGUCAUUUUACAGGAAGUUUAUAUGCACUCCAUAAGUGCUUCUUAAACAUGCUUCUGUAACAGUUUACACUUAUUUCCCUCCUUACAGCAGGUAAUCAGCACAUUUCUUUGGUUAGCUUGAAUGUUUUGCUGUUCUAGAACACAUUCCAGAUGCGUGAAAGGUACAAGAAUUUUUCUGAGAGAUAAUGCACAUUUCCCCCAUUUACCUUUAUAUGUGAGUUUAUCCAAAAGGUACAUUUACAGGUUGUGAAACAGAUUAGUUACAAUUAACUUUCAGGCUGUAACAACUGGUAACUUUUAAAGGUAAUUUUUUGCCAUUAAAGACUUACUAUUGUGAGCUACAUGGUGGUGCAGCAAGUAGUGCUGCUUCCUGACAGCACCUGGGCUGUUUGUGCACGAGAUCGAGUCCGGGACAGUCUAUGCGGAGUUUGCAUGUUCUCCCUGUGUCUAUGUGGGUCCC